Molecule: messenger RNA, 3132 nt
Organism: Exophiala mesophila
Lineage: Eukaryota; Fungi; Ascomycota; Eurotiomycetes; Chaetothyriales; Herpotrichiellaceae
Exons: 2
Coding region: 854-2311 (485 amino acids)
Biological process (GO): mRNA destabilization
Cellular component (GO): cytoplasm
Molecular function (GO): N6-methyladenosine-containing RNA reader activity; mRNA binding
Source: RefSeq, a predicted model, not a curated record
AAGAUUGUUGUCCUUCCUACGCAACACAAGCGUUUCGAUGAAACGUACGUACAUACAUUGCGCAAGGAGCGCCCAGACAUCUGCUUAUGCGCACUUAAGUUAGGGCUAAGCGGCGCCCAUAAGGCUCGGGAAGUCCCACAUCCUCGCAGGACAACUUCCUUGGUCUCUUUUUUUCGAGCUUUUGGGUUCUAAAGAUGCAUGAAAUAGUCACACAGAGACCACGGUGAGCCAUGCGCCAGACUACGAGGCGUCCAGCACAUCGCAGCAGCAAUGAUACCUGAGCAGCGCUGAAGAGUACAUGAUACCAACAAAGGACUAUAGGGAUGGUUAUGGUGAAGCCGGGGGCACUAACAGCCUGAGGAGGGACUAGACUUCCCGCUGUCUGUACUCCGUAGGCUUGUUUAUAAUGAACUUCCCGUUUGGGUAGCUCGGCAACACACCUAACCAGCCAAGAGAGCACAUUCGCGGCUCGACGACUCAGGGACCCGAGAAGCCCGAGCGCAGUUGACAGGGGUCAGCUUGGGGGUCAAACGUGUCCUGACCAACCUGCUCUGAGCAUGUUUACGCCAGCACCGCCAGACACAUUGAGUCGCCCGCACAACGGACCCAGUCGAUUGCGCACAUUCCAGAUGUCGAGACUGCCAUCUCCCAUUGGUGUUUCAGGAUAGGAAACUUGCUCCAGUUGUUACGACAAGAGCACUUUUAUCAUGUCGCCAUGCAGACUUAAGUCCGCCGGUUUCCCCAUGGCUGACGAGGGGCUAUAUCGGCCUCGAUCAGUAACUUCCCUUGGCUGUCGCACAAGGUCGGCUCGGUCUUAGUUGAUAUCCGCUAGAUACAACAACGAGGCAGCAAAAUGGUGUCUACGACAUUUCCUCGUGUCUGCGAGGAUAGAUCUCAUUCCACAUGGUCAUGGUCACCGCCAUAUCGCAAACUCCAGCACCUGAGCUCCCAAGCUGAUCUUAAAGGCGUCGAUCCUCGAGAUCGUUGCUCUUAUCGUGGCGCUAAUCACACCACUGUAUCUGGCUUCCCCAGAAUGACGACAGGGCCCAAGCCCCAGGAUGCGAGGCACUGGGGCCAACAUGCUUUGUGGGUGGGAAACAUUGCUGCAGAAGUCACCAUUUUGACUCUGCGAGACUACUUCUCUGCUGCGUGUCCGAGAACCGUCAUCAGUAUCGCCUACAAUUCAGACGCCAGGUAUGCAUUUGUCAACUUUAGCUCCGAAGAAUCUCGAGCCGCUGCCAUUCGGCAUGCAGCGAGCACUUUAUUCCAGGGUCGACGCCUCGACUGUCGGAUUCGACAAGGCUCCAUGUCGAGGUCAACCAAGGUCCAUUAUGCCGUGGGGAAACCAGGAAACACGUCCUUCACUGUCUCUCAUCAAGGCGAGAACAGUCUAGAACAGCGUGCUGUUGAAUUGCUACACUAUCCGGAAACCGUCGAGGCACAAUGGGGCAGGGAUAAGUUCUUCAUCUUGAAGAGUUUCUCACUCGAGGCACUUGCCAAAAGCAUCGAGACUGCUCGGUGGUAUGUCCCCAAGCGACACUGCUCGCGGCUAAAUUUUGCCCACCAGACAUCACGAAAUGUAUACUUUAUCUUUUCGAUCAACGGGUCGGGGUCCUUCUGUGGUCUUGCAAAGAUGAAGUCUGAGACACAACCAGAAGCGUCGGCCACGAAUCAACAAAACGACAUCCACCGGACAAGCUCGACGCGGAGCGAUUCAUCGUCACUACUUCGCCAUUCCCUCUCUAGAGUCUCAGGGGCGGGGUCUGGCUUACGGACGCCAACGACUGCCUCAUCAAUAUCAGUGGCAGGCACCAUACACUACGAACCCCAGCGGCGGAGAAUAGUGUGGGAAGCUUUACCAGCGGAGCAAGCUGACGAACAAGAGGCGGACGACGAUCUCGCAUGGUCGGAAUCGUCUUCGUCUUCGUCUACAGUGUCAAAUUAUGAAGCAGGAUUAGUGGCGGGCGAGGACAAUUACCGCCUCCGAAGACACACGGUUCCUUCACGGGCCGACAUUUCCUUAGAUUCACCUGAGGUGAAAGCGCUCUGGGACAAGGAUUUGGCUGGCACGAAGACCGAGCCCAAGUCGGACACAGGGCUGAUGGAGAUGCUCGAGCAGUUUGGCAACCCAUGCGACAUUGAAUGGAUUUCCACGAAGGCCAUUUCUUUCGACGAGAUCCGGGGCAUCAAGAACGCUUGGAACAAUAACAAGGAGAUUCAAGUUGCUAGAAACGUUACCGCCGUGGAACCACGUGCUGCAACGGAGCUGCUGAAGGUUUGGACAGGUGUUGAAAGCAGACGUGUGUCGUGAAGUUAACCCGAGACUGCCUUGUAUGAGGCUUAGAGAUCGUCACAUCAUCACCAAGACACGGUCUAUCGCCGAUAAGCAAGAUCCAAAUCACCGCCUCCAGAAACAGCUUUGCACCGGGUGUGCUCACAUAUUUUUACGCUACGAUUUGACGACAAACUUCACCAGAACCCGAAAGUUGGUCGACAUGUUCGAUCAACACACGUGACGUCAAUGAUGAUAAAUGAUAAACACAGGUGGAUGACCUAAACAGUUAUUAGGACAUAUCAGGACAGGACAGGACAGGACUGCAGACACUGGAAAUGCAGAUUGAUGCUACAAUACCUUUGAAUAUGCCAUGCUAGCACGGCAUAAGGCUACGUUAGAAAGGACAAUAGACUCUUCUUCGAGUGAAUUGGCCCAGAUGGUGUUGAGAAGGCAGAAUCACACCAAAAUGAAGGGAGAGGGGUGAAGAUCCAGCAACAAGUGUGAUAAUCAGGACAGGGCGUACAGCUGCAGUCGAAUUAUCUCAUGUCCCUGGUCGUCAGCCGUCUCCUGGAUUGACUCUGAGCGAGAUUCUAAAAGGAACACGCAAGGCAUGAUAGAGUUCAUAGAAACAGAGGAGACGACGGACAUAUCUGUCUCAUUGGACCAUUCAGCAAUGGAUUCGUCAGCCUUUUCAUUCCUCGUGAGCAAGUUUGUAGACGAGUCGCCCAUCUUAUGGCAGACCCAACCCCUCUGUCGAGGUCCAUUUCUCGGCGUAAGUAUGAGCACAUUGUGAGCAGAUUACCAACAAACAAAGAGUGCAUUUGAGAAACCAGGGCAAUAAAUGGAUAGAAAUGUUA